Callorhinus ursinus (northern fur seal) is the source of this 1980-nucleotide messenger RNA. It is a transcript of the gene CSTF1, whose product is annotated as cleavage stimulation factor subunit 1. Gene Ontology annotation, cellular component: mRNA cleavage stimulating factor complex. Gene Ontology annotation, biological process: mRNA 3'-end processing. Gene Ontology annotation, molecular function: protein binding; RNA binding. The record is from RefSeq and is a predicted model, not a curated record. NCBI's taxonomy places the organism in Eukaryota, Metazoa, Chordata, Mammalia, Carnivora, Otariidae.
GGCCGAUCUAGCGCCCGCGGUGCUCUCCGGGAUCCGACAUUUGUCGGCGAGACAGCAUUUCCUUGGUGCCAAUCAACGUUGUCGCGCAAGAGCUGGCAAGGAAAUUGUCUUCCUCUUCUCCACGAUGUACAGAACCAAAGUGGGCUUGAAGGACCGCCAGCAGCUCUACAAGCUGAUCAUUAGCCAGCUCCUCUAUGAUGGCUACAUCAGCAUUGCUAAUGGCCUCAUUAAUGAAAUCAAGCCUCAGUCUGUCUGUGCACCCUCGGAGCAGCUCCUGCAUCUCAUCAAACUAGGAAUGGAAAAUGAUGAUACUGCAGUUCAGUAUGCAAUUGGUCGUUCAGAUACAGUUGCCCCGGGCACAGGAAUUGACCUGGAGUUUGAUGCAGACGUCCAAACUAUGUCCCCAGAGGCUUCAGAGUACGAAACAUGCUAUGUCACAUCCCAUAAAGGACCGUGUCGCGUAGCCACCUACAGUAGAGAUGGGCAGUUAAUAGCUACUGGAUCUGCUGAUGCUUCCAUAAAGAUACUUGACACAGAAAGAAUGUUGGCCAAAAGUGCCAUGCCAAUAGAGGUCAUGAUGAAUGAGACCGCACAACAGAACAUGGAAAACCACCCAGUGAUUCGAACGCUUUACGACCACGUGGAUGAAGUCACAUGUCUCGCUUUCCACCCGACAGAACAGAUCCUUGCCUCUGGUUCAAGGGAUUAUACUCUUAAAUUAUUUGAUUAUUCCAAACCAUCUGCAAAAAGAGCCUUCAAAUACAUUCAGGAAGCUGAAAUGCUACGCUCCAUCUCUUUUCAUCCUUCUGGAGACUUUAUACUUGUUGGGACUCAGCAUCCUACUCUUCGGCUUUAUGAUAUCAAUACAUUUCAGUGUUUUGUCUCUUGCAAUCCUCAAGAUCAACACACCGAUGCUAUAUGCUCCGUGAAUUACAAUCCUAGUGCCAAUAUGUAUGUAACUGGUAGCAAGGAUGGCUGCAUCAAGUUAUGGGAUGGUGUUUCAAAUCGAUGCAUCACAACUUUUGAGAAAGCCCAUGAUGGUGCUGAAGUUUGUUCUGCCAUUUUCUCCAAAAAUUCUAAAUACAUUCUCUCCAGUGGAAAAGACUCUGUAGCUAAACUUUGGGAGAUAUCAACAGGACGAACACUGGUCAGAUACACAGGCGCCGGCUUGAGCGGGCGGCAGGUGCACCGGACGCAGGCCGUGUUCAACCACACCGAGGACUACGUACUGCUGCCGGACGAGAGGACCAUCAGCCUCUGCUGCUGGGACUCUCGCACGGCCGAGCGCCGGAACCUGCUCUCCCUGGGCCACAACAACAUUGUGCGCUGCAUCGUGCAUUCGCCCACCAACCCUGGCUUCAUGACGUGCAGCGAUGACUUCCGAGCACGGUUUUGGUACCGGAGAUCAACCACGGACUAGCCCCCCUCCAGGAUAUGGGGUUCUUUUCUUGAGGACUGUGCCCCUCCUGCCCCUGCGUCCCAUCACCAGCUCCAGCUCCGGUAGUAAGUCACUGCACCACCUGGCAGUCGUGCUGCCGCCUCUCCAUCCUUCUUGGAUUUGUACAAAAGAACCUUUUUUUACCUUGAUGUAGAAUCAUGGUGGGAAAAGUUGGAAACGCAGAUCUGUGCGGUGGUUCUGCAUUCACUGAUUAUUACAGUGUGAUUUUCAUCGGUUUUGUAAAUACAGGACUUGUCAUUUCUCUUGAAUCUCUUGAUCAUUUGAAGAAGGAUAGAGUAUUAAAGUGCUUUCUAGAUCUCAAGUGGAUCUGUCCUGAGGAAUUUUCAUUUGGUGGUUUUGUCAACUUCUGUGCCUGUUCUACAACCUCUUUACAUAUCUCCUUGCAGAAUACAUUUGGGCAGAUAAGUAGGCAUACAGCUCUGAGAAUCAAGAGUGUUGUGCCAUAUUAAAACCAUUUUAGAGAAUCCCAUCAGUUCUAUCCUAAAAUGACAUCAUUCUGAAAAUAAAGCUUGGAUCUCCAA